This is a messenger RNA of Symbiodinium sp. CCMP2456, 1218 nucleotides long. The record is from the annotation of a GenBank genome assembly. NCBI's taxonomy places the organism in Eukaryota, Dinophyceae, Suessiales, Symbiodiniaceae.
AUGGAGACUGCCCUGCACCGCGCCCAAAGCCUCUGGGCACAGCUCUCUCAGGAGGAUUACCCCAAUGGCGCUGUGGUCUUCUGUUCGGAGUCCCUUGCCGAAGCCUUCCACCCAGCUAGGCCCCUGCCUGGCAGUGUGUACAGAGAUGGGAAGGACUUCGAGACCGCCUUGGUACAUGAAGCCCUGGACCGGAGCCCCAGCUUUGGUAUCGUGACCAUCGACGGUGCCGAGGCCUCUCUGGGUUCUGCGACCUUCGGUGCCAGUCCCGGCUGCGCCGUCGCCGUGACGGCCGUGGCGCACCUCCGCGCCCACAUCAAGAGCCGCACGCGCCGAGGUGGCCAGUCCGCCUCACGGUUCGGGAGAACCCGGGAUGCCGAGGAAAUGGAGUUCCUCCAGGAGGUGGUGGAACGUGUGCAAGCCCAGCUGGGUGGAGUUGAGCACUUCAUCCUCGGGGGAAAGGCGGAGAUGAAGCGGAAGCUGCUGAAGGAGCUCCCACCCGAGCUGCAAAGGCGGGUCCUGGGCGUCCUGGACCUGAACUGCGGCGCCGAUCGGGACAGCCUGCGCCUCGCGGCGACGAAGGCCCAGCACCUCGUCGAUGCCCCGGGGCAGCGCGAGGCGUCGGCCGCAGUGGCGGAGUUCCUGGAGCAGGUGAAGCUGGGUGGAGCCUGCUACGGCCCGGAGCAGACGUUGAGGGCGCUUCGGCUUGGCGCGGUGCACACCUUGCUGGUGGCCUCGUCUGUGGAAGGCUCCUGGUCCUGUGCUCUUGCGGAUGCGCUGGAAGUUGCGGAAGCCCAGGGGGCGCGCUGCUUCACCAUCUCGGCUGACUCUGAGGACUCUGUCCGAUUCGGCAGUGCGUUCGGCAUCGGAGGGCUCCUCCGAUGGGACCCGGCACCGGAGGUGCUUGAGGAGUCGGAUAUCGAGGUCCCCGAAGAAGUGCCCGGUGGCGGGGACGUGACGCCCUCGACGCAGGCUGAGACCGACUCGGAAAGCGGCUCUACGGCGCCUCCCGAGGUAGCAGAGGCCCUGCAGUGGCUCACGGCGCAGCUCACAAGGCUUCAAGGGGAGGCGGACGCAGAAGCGCUCCGGGAGGUGGCAGCCGUCCUCCUCGGUGAUGGUCUGGAGCCCACACUGGAGGUGCUCCGCGCGGAGGGAGUGCCGGAAGAAGUGCUGCAGGGGUUCGAGGCGCUUUGCUGCGGCAUCCAUGUGGACGGUGCAUGA